GUGUCGUCAAAUAAAAAUAAGCCACGUUUGAGAAGUGAGCCACAUCUGUUUACACACCGCACAAAGGAAGGCAGCGUAAGCUAUACAUUACAGUGUCACUCCUGGUAGCCGCCGCACGACAAAAAACGACACAUUUACUCCACGUUUUGCGGCCAGACUACUUGAUCAGUUUAUGAGUCUUGAAUUUUCACUCCAUGUGUGGUUAAAUGUAGAUCUACGCCUUCGAAAAUUAAGAAUACUUGUCGUUCUGGUGAUAAUUAAAUAUGCUAGCUGGGUUAGCACAGCUUGUAGCAGUUUGGGGUAUGUUCGUUUGGUAUGUGUAUACUGUGGGAUUUAGCAUAGUAAAGGAAUAGUAUAGAAUAGUAACGUAGUCUCCACAGUCAUGUGAGUGUAAAUUGGUGGACAAAAGGUAUCAUUAAUCUAGUACUUAACUUGUUAUGUUUAUCAGUGGUAUAUGUGAAUGUUACUACGUUGUAAAUUGAGCUAGCAUAUUACACGGAUGUUAGCUUACUGGUUUGUAGCGAUAAUAAUGUAAAUAUGUUCUGAUACUAAUAACAACAAUACUGACAAGGUAAUUGAUACAUAUAUUUUAAACACCCGAAGCCCCACAAAAUAAAUUAAUCGCUUAAAACCAGGCCCAAACAGAUACCACCGGCAUAGCUCGAUGUAGAUAACAUGCGCUCCUAGGAGAGGCUACCCAGGACGCAUCUUGAUACAAGGCAAAGCGCCGAUGUGUCGCCUGCAUUUUCAACAACAUUCACCAAUUUAACUAACCUUUUCUUGGCUUUGCUUUGUCCCAGUCCGAACCCCGAACACACCAGAAGAUGUCGAACCUCAACUCGCGUCAAAUCGACGGAAAUACAGGAUUUUAUCCAACUUAUUCCCCGCUAGUUGUUUUCCUACUUCCUGAUUGAGAAGGUGCCAUUUUGAAUGAAUAUUUCCGCUGCUGUCGUCACGAGCUCAACUAGAACAACCAAGUGGGGGAAAAGUGCUGUGGGUUGUACUGCUGGGAGUCAGGGCUACACGGCUUUUUGAACUGAAGCGAUGGAGACGUUCGUCUUUUUAUUUUCUUUUUCUGCCCUCGGCAUUCUCUAUGCCAUGAACACCAUUCCUACACUCCAAGAGCCACUGGUGAUCCUGGUGAUUGGCAUUGCUGUGCUGGUAUUCGUCUUCCUGCUCUACCUCAUCAUCACUCGUGGAAACAGACCCAAAGACACCCUAUUCUUUGUUUUUGCAGAAUUUUGCUUUACUUGUGUCAUUGACCUGACCAGUGCCUUGGAGUAUGAUGGCUUCAUAUCAGGCUUCAUGGAGUUCUAUCGUAAGACAGUAGGUUUUCCAGGUGAGCCUUACCUGGGCACGGCCUACGCUAUCAUGAUGUGUUACUGGGACGGAAUUGCUCAUUUUAUCAUGUACCUCAUAAUGAUCAGCAAGAUAACGGAGAGCAAAGGGUACCGCACACUGGGCCUGUUCUGGGCUGGCUCCCUGUGCGCCAACAUGAGUGUCUUCAUCACCGGUAUUGUGGCAGGGAAAUAUGGCUCGGAGAUCCGUCCAGCCUUCUGGCUCAACUUCCUCUUCCUGUUGAUGCCUGUAUGGGGAGGGCUCAAACUGUUUACUCGGCCCAAGGACAGACCACUGAUCGGUGGAUAUAAUGCUCAGCACGCUCAGAGCAUGAAGCUCAUCUGGCGACCCUUGGAUCUGAUCCUGGUGUUUCUCCUGCUGGCUGCCAUGGCCUUCACCAUCCUCAGAGGCCUGGUGGCCCUCGAUUCCCCAGUAGGAGCAUGUUCCUUCUACGUGAAGCACUAUGAGCCCUACUUGAAGGAUCCGGCGGGCUACCCCAGGGUGAUGAUGCUGCACAUGCUCUUCUAUGGACUACCACUGUUGGGAGCAUUUGUUUACGGUCUCCUCAAGCCGGGCUGCACAUGGAUGUCCGACUGGACCAUCUUAUUUUCAGGAGCAAUGAUUCAGUGCCAGUGGGCUCACAUCGGGGGAUCCCUCCAUCCUCACACCAAGGCUCCAUUUCGUAUUCCAAACGAUGUCUUCUGCCAUGUUCUGGCAGCCAACUUGCUGUACGCCGUCACUCCACUGCUGGUGGCCUUGCGUGUUCGCAGUAACCCCUAUUUCUUCCUGAAGAUAGCGCCUUUCCCUGGGCAAACCGGUCUGCCAAAUAGUGAGGAGAAAGAUACCAAGUACAAAAACAAAUAACACUGAUCAGAUGUUCCAAGAAAAAUAUGUGGUGACUUGAAUUGAAAAUAAAAAGCAUUUUA
Molecule: messenger RNA, 2264 nt
Organism: Doryrhamphus excisus (bluestripe pipefish)
Lineage: Eukaryota; Metazoa; Chordata; Actinopteri; Syngnathiformes; Syngnathidae
Source: RefSeq, a predicted model, not a curated record